Molecule: messenger RNA, 1876 nt
Organism: Prunus mume (Japanese apricot)
Lineage: Eukaryota; Viridiplantae; Streptophyta; Magnoliopsida; Rosales; Rosaceae
Source: RefSeq, a predicted model, not a curated record
UCUCUCCUCUCUGAGUCUCUAGUCUAGACUCACAGAGCUAAGCUAUGACUAUCUCGUCUCUUCUUCAAAACCCCUUUGAAAUGAUCACUUCUCCUUCUUCUUCUUCUUCUUUAGUCAAUUUACUCCGUCUCCACCAACAAGAAGUCCGUUUCCAUGCGAUGAAAGCUGCAGAGGUUGAAGAAAGCAGUAACAAACAAGGGAAUGGACCCUUUCUUGAAGAAAGGGUCCAUUCACGCCCAAUUAACCGACCCUCUUCACCUGCUUUCAUGUCACCAAAUGCCAGUCGACUCUACUCGGUUGCAGUAACGAACGGCACAAACAGUACCACAAGCUUGAGCCCAGAGAGGGUCUUUUUGUCUUCGAUCCCCGUCAACGGCCUGAGCCGAGAAGAUGCAAUCGCUGCAAGCUCGGCCUUCCGCUUGAACAUGGACUUACACAGCAGCAACAGCAGCCACCAACUCGUGGGUUUCUGUUUUCUGCCGCCACCAGAGCUUGCCGACAUGAACUACACGGCGAAGGGCAUCCCGGACCUCAACUUGCCACCACCAGAUGUCUCAGCUUCGGAGCUGGUCCUAAUAAUCAAGAACAGAAACAUCUUCCAUUUUAUCAAUGCUGUGUGUUCGUUGGUUGUCAAGCAAGAGGGCCUCGAGGGGCUGGCGGAGUAUAUGAAGAACAAGAGCAGCUUGACCGAACUCCAGCUUUGCAAUCUGUAUUCCAUUCGGAUCUGGAAUAUGCUGUCCCUCUCCCGGGGAGGUGAAAUUGAGAAGGAGCUGGUGGAGGAAGGCCUAAUCGAAGCCCUAAUCCGCGUCGAGGAUCUUCCAUCGCCUCUGGAGCUGGUCCUCGCUCCGCCACAUCACUGUAAGGCCCCCGUCAAGCAAGAUACUAGGAUUGAUUACAAGCAAGCAUCAUCAACUUGGUUCGACGACAACAAAGAGACUUUGUCCUCGGAUGCUCGCAAUUAUGAUGUUGUUGAUGAUGAGGAAGAGGACCAGGGCAGCGGUAAUUAUGAUGUUGAUGAGGAGGAGAGCAGCGGUGAUGAGGCUGAUCAUCAUCAGGACCAGAAGCGCAAGGCGGUGGCUGUAAUGGACGACCAGGAUCCGUAUGAUCAGCAUCUGCAGAGGAAGAAGGGCAGGCACGGUGGAGCUCUUCGUAUUGACGAGCCCGCCAAUCCAUGAAUCUGAAGCUACAGAUGAGAGGACUCAUCAUCAUCAGCCUCAACCCACCAAAGAAUAGCUGAGCAGAUUUUCGGUGUGCCACUGACUUGUUACUUGCAUAUUGAAUGGUUUUGUUAUGAGGUUGACGAUGAAACAAUAACUUUUUGAGUAAAAAUGGGAGGAAAAUCACAUUUUGUAUCACGUUUGAAUAUAAAAUAAUGAGGGAUCCGACACCGCUUCCUUCUAUCCCUCUUCCUCUCCUCUUCCCAUCACCGGAGCUUCGCCGGACCUCUGCCGUCGAUCCACCACCACUCCACUCCCUCCUCCUUUGAGAUGAGGUCUACAAUCUUUGGUCAACGGUAGUUGAGGGGUCAUAACACUGCUCCUUGCAUCACCUGCCCCGACCACGUCCAUAUAUAACCUCUCAUAGAAGGACCAUUAUACCGCGAUGAUGUUGAUCAUGAUAUGGGUCUUGAUCAAGCAGAUCUGCAGUUGUUACUAUAUGUGUGCUGACCAAAAAGCCAAUGAGGAGGGAGUCUUGUGGCGGCGAAGAGGCGAUGGAUCCAUCGGCUGCAUAGGCCGGCAGAGUGCCGAGGAUGGGGAGGAGAGGAAGGAGGGAGAUAUGGAAUUGGGGGAGGUCGACAGACAACGUGAAAACUGAAGAGUCUCUAAUUCAGUAGGGUUAGGUUUUUUUAAUUAAUGAAGAUAAUAAGAAAUUGAUA